CAUGACCAUCAGCAACGAUGACCUGUUCCAAGAAGCAUGGAUGUUUACGAAGUGUGUUUUAUGCUUAAACUUAUAGCUGUUUUAUUGAUUGACUAGAAAUAGUGUUAAGUGUCCGGUAAGGUUUUUUAACAGCGAUUCUGUUGCUUUGUCUGGGCUGCACCUAAGCUUAUAAACUAGAUGUUAUCAAUCAUCCCAGAGGCGUCUGAUUGAUCCGAGGUUUUCCGAUAAAGGUGUGGAUGUUUGCGUGCUUACAUAUUUGUAUCAGGACGAGCCUUGCAUGUUUUAGUACACCAUUUCCGAAAACUCGUCAGCAUCAAGGAGGUGUUAAAGAGAAUUUCCCCAUUAUGAAAGUUAGCUUAACCGUGGACCACUGCUAGCUAGCCAGUCAUCAUUUGUGUUCUUAUCAAGCGCGUUGUCAAGGCGUCCAACGUUAUUUUCUCAGCGGUAUCAUGGUAUGAUUAAGCAUUCUUUUAUUUUAAUCGUUUGACUCUGUUCAAAGGUUUUUGGAAGGGAAAUUAAGCCGUUAUCUGCAUGGUUUGUUAAAAGCUGAGGUGGACAUUUUCAAGUCAAAGCUUUUUGCGCAGGUUGUUUUGUGAUCUCAGACGAAAUGCAAGCUGCCUGACUUUAAUAUUCAUACAGUCACUAACUUAAGUAAUAAUUAUUGCAGUGAUAAAUAUUUUAGUUUUUAAAAUCACAAACAGGAGAGUGGUUUACAAAAUACCUUCAGGCUAUUAUAUAGAUCUGUAAUGAAAUUCAUCUUUUGCAAACAUAUAUACCUGUAGUGGAUACAUUUUGAAAUGUCACUGUCAGAAAAAAAUUCUUAUUGCAUUCAUUAAAAAUGGCAUCGUUAGGUUAGAAGAUGACCGUGCAGCUCUCGGUAGGAGGAGAAUGCCACUCGUUUUAAACCUGAUGGGUAUAAGAAGUCAAUUGGCGUAAAUCAUAUCAUUAUAGAGAGGUUUGAAAAAUCAGGGGUUAAUUACCUACUGUCUUUGACUGGGUAAAGGAUGUCAGUUAAUCUGGAGGUUCAUUAAGAAACCAACAGUUCAAAAGUCAAAGAUUUUGCUCUAUAUAUUUUUUGAAAUGUUUUGCUGAAUGUCAAGGGUGUCCGUAAACAUUAUCAUGGCUAGAGAUUCAGCCAAAGUAUUACCCAGUGGCAUAGAGGCAUUUUUCAUUGAUAUCCCUGACAACUAUAGUUUUAGAUACUGUAGUACUAUAUUACAACCUGUGAUAUAUAACUAUUCAUAAAAUAUUUGGGAUCUACAUGUACCCUUCAGAGUCAGUUGAGAUAUGCCUCAAUUUAAUGGAAAGUUCUGUCAUCAAAUUUUUUGAGAAAAUCAGAUAUUUUUCUACAUAUACCUAUAUUAGCUGCCCUGGUUAUCGAAAAACCAGCAUUCCUAUUCAGGGGCAAAAUGGUUUUAUUUCUUACUCUUAACAUAUAGGCAUUUCGAUGAAAGGAAAUGUGACUUCAACUGGUUAUUAUUUAAUCUUCUCUGAUCUUGAAGCUAACUAGACAGGCUUCUUAGACAAGCCAAAUUUUUAUCCUUUUCCUAGUGCUUUUUAUUUACUGUUUUGCAUUUUUUUAACACUGUAGGACCUAGCAGAUGAAGUGAUAAUUAUGGCAGAUAUGUGGAAGUACCUUUCCCUUUACUUCUGGUAUCGGCGACUUGUCAAGUUACUUCUCCAUUUAUCCACGGGACAAUGUGAGUUACAGAGGAUCUGUUAUAAAACUAGACAUGGGGCACAGAGGACAUGCAAAGUUGGUAAGCUUAACAAAGUAUAAAAUUUUGAUUUCAUUUCUUUGUUGAACAGACUGCUAGAAUUGUGUUUCUUGUCAGUAAUAUAUAGUUUUUAAUAUUCUUUUGGUUUGUAUUAUUGUGUGAGGUGAUAACUCCUCAGAAAUACAAAAUUUAAAAGGGUUUGAUAUUGGCAGUUAUAUUUUGCUUGAAAAGAGAUACAUGUAUCAAACACUCUUCAUAAUUCUGUGAUAUUUUUUGCUCACCAGAACAGUCCUUGAGGCAAUCCAGAGCAAAGGUUAGUUGAGUAUAUAUUUAUUUAAAUCAAGGCGCUGAACAUAACAUAGAGCCACAAAAUCUUAGGGCACUUUCCAAAAGUCAGGACUGGCUAGCCGGUUCAUGGCUGGACCAGCCAUUUUGACAAUGAAAUAGGUUUUUUCCAAGAGUUUUUGUGGAAUAACCAUCUCAUCCGUGCACACUAUGUAAGAUGUGACUGAUCUGGCUGGAUAUCUUCUUUUAAAAUUCUCAUUACUAUGGGAAUAGUCUGCAUGGUCAGUUCCAGAUGACAACUGGAAAGCACCCCUAGCUAAUAAAAUAAUUAUCACCAAGCUGCUUUGCUGAAAGAAAAAUACCUCAUGUCUCCUAUUACUUGCUUAAGGUGCUGCUGCAUUCAUAAUUUUGAAGCACAGGAAAGUUUUGUUAGAAAUUUAAUAACAUGGUACAUUAUCUACGUAUGCGUCUGUAUGUUAAAUAUUUUUGUCCAGCUACAGUUUCAGUUUUCAGCUAUAAUGUAUUGUGAUCGAUGUUACUGAAAAUAUUUGUAAAUUAAAAUUAAUAUCGUUACAGGAACUUAAUGACCUAGUUGAAAAAACUAAUGUAAACAUCCAAGAAGCUCUUACUUUGAUCAUCACAUUGAAGAAAAUCGACAGAGCACAAGAAAGUGUGUAAGUAUUAAAAUAUUACUGUUAUAAGGUUUAUGUUAUUAUCACAUGUUAUUUACAAGUGCAUCAGAGUAUAGUGUGCAUAAAUAAAUACACCCAUACACUUUAUAGACAUGUAUGUAGAUACGUACAUAGCCCCACAAGGACAGUGGCAGAGACGUGUUUCUUCCAGCUAGCAUGGUACUUUACAGUUUCCCACUUCUUUUGAUUAAUAAUUAAUCAAUAUCAGUGUCGAAGAUUACAAAUUUUCAUUUGUGAAUUAAUUUUCCAGAUUUGUAGAUUCCAUGUUCAUUUGUUUGAGUCAGAUAUGUUGCUAUAAUGAUCUUUGUCAUGAGGUUGAACAGCUAAGAAAGGAAGCAUAUUCAUCGGAAAAUGCCUCUCACGAGAAACGAUUAAUGCAGGUAUAUGCUUUGUGUCUCUUAAUUUAUUUAGUAUCUUAGUUUUAAGUUCCUGGUAUAGUUCUUGGUAUUGGUAUCUUAGUUUAUAAUGUUUCCUCUAGCUUUCUGCCGACAAAAGCUUUUACAUGUAAUAUUUUGUUCUUUAUGCACGUGAUGUCAAGCUAAUUUACUAGUUCCAAUCUCCUAGAGUUUCCUCUGUUAUACCACAGAUGAUAACUGGCCAUUUCUGAGCUGCCCAAGCGUCUGUUCCAAAAUUAGGCUUAGUGCAGAGCCUUUGAAGAGAAAAUUAUUUUUUAUUCUCAUGUAAUUACCCGGGGAGGUUACUCCCAUGAAUAAGCCAUAUAAGCGUGUGCCGCCCCAUCGGGUAGGGUCUGAAAAUGGGUACACACUUUGCCCAUUUUGGUCUGGAGUCGGGUAUGGUUUUCAAGGGAACUACCGAGUGUAUGAACGUAUUUAUCGUUUCAAUUCCAAAUGAGUAAGAAAGAAAGAAAAAUAUGUGAAUUCGAAAUGUAUUGGAAUAAUUUUUUUUGUUUGCGCUCUAAUUUAAGUAAUGAUAACAACAAUUUCUGCCUAAAGGCCAUGUCUGAAAACGGGUGUGGAAAAUUACAUUUUUUGGUCUGAAAUCGGGUUAGGAUUUGAAGAACCGGGCGGCACACCCCGCCAAAAAUUCCCAGGAGUACCCCCCACUCCCGGUAAAAAUAAUAAAACUCAUUUACACAAGAAAGGUUGAGCGCUUGCCCUUGUUUUGAAAAUGAGAGUUUUUGGAACUUGGAAAUAGUCUACUACAUUAAGCAAAUCAACCACGGACAACUUAUGCUGAAUUUACUCCUUGCAUCUUAAGCUUUGGAACCUGAUGAUGCCACACACUCCACUUAAAGAAAGAGUUUGCAAGCAGUGGGGAGAUAUUGGCUUUCAAGGAACAGAUCCCCAAACUGACUUUAGAGGAAUGGGUAAGAAAAUACUCAAUAGUUAACCUAGUGGAAGUCAAGAAGUCAUUUCAAUAAUAAUGUUCUGUAGGAGAUAUCAUUCGAAACUGCUGUCAGAUAGCUUGAUGCUUACUUUAUCUUCAUAAGAAUGACAGAAUCUGUUGGGCUAGAGUGUUUUCAUCACAAACUUAAUCAGUAAUGAUGCAAUGUCUGUUACCUUUUUUAAGGCAUUAAGUAUACAGCUGUUAAAUAUUAAUAUCAGGCGACUUUCUGAAAGGACAAGAUUUGUUAGGUAAUACUUUGAUGCAAGUGUAGCAGCUCAGUGUAUGGCAGUCAUUUGUACAAAUAUAGUGUUGUUUCGAGUAUACAAAAAGGGUCAUCUUAGGUGUUUCCACAUACAGUAGACUAUUUUUUACGCACCUCUUUAUAAUAAAAUGAGAUAGUUAUGAUUCCUGACUUUUCUUUUUUUUUUUCCAUGUUCCAGGUGUUCUUGCACUUGAUAACUUAUUGUAAGUAUGUACAUGUGUAUUUAUUUAUUUUUUUAUCAUAAAAGUUAUAUUAGUAACAAUAAAUUCAUUGUGUAUAUUGAUUUACUGAAAUUAUUUUGCCUGUAGAUUUUUUGCAUCAAAACACACAGAUGCAGCAAGAAAAGUUUUGGCACACUCUCAUCACCCACAUUUCUGGUAGGCUAACUUGCACAUCUAAUGUUGUACUUUAGAUUGUUUGUAAGUAAACAUAACGUGUGUUGUUCUUGGAAAAUCCAUCAUGGAGAAUUCAUGCGCUUAGCCUGCCUCCACGUAACUAAUGUUUUACGUACUUCAAAUAAUUUUGAGGUUCAAACACCGGCUUAGGUGUGGUUAAAAAAACUCUUUGUCAUCUGCCACCGACUAAAAAAAUCAUUCUCAUAUAUUAACCAGGCCUGAAACUCACCAUCACAUUGUUUAGUAUGAUUGUAAGUGUGGGUGCCACAUGAACUUAGUUAUAAUGGUCUCAGCUCUCACAAGUCUCCCGUAGAUCACAAGUAGAGCAUCUGGGCUAGGAAGCAGAUUAAGCCAGUGUUGCCAUUAACCCUUUAAGCCCUAAUGGUGAUCCACAUCCAAUUUCUCCCAACAAUAACACUGCCUGAUCAAACAGACAGGUCAUGAGAAUGAAAUGAUCACCAAGGAUGGAAUGUGUUGAUGUUAGAACAAAUUCUCUCAAGCAUUACCAUAAGGAAUGUAUGAAGAACAGUGUGGAUCGAGAAGAUGCAUGUUGAUUUUCGGGCUUAAAGGUUUCAGGGCUGGGGGCUGGAGAUUCACACCCCAGCCACUAAAAGUAUGUUCGUUGGCUACUUUUGUAGGAAAACAAAAGGAAAUUUAGAGCCAGAAGUACCUCCAAGCUGUUUAAUUCCAGUCCAUGCCAACUAAUGAUUAGUAGGCAGGAAUUGGAAUUAAACAGCUUGGAGGUACUACUUCUGGUUCUAUUUUCCUUUUGAUUCCUAUUGCAUGCACUCGGCAACUUGAAAUCUUAGUGACAGCCGUGAAAAAGUCAUAUAGGACGUCAGACUCCUGCUGGGAGACCUCAGAUGCUUUUGAAAGUCACACAGGUUUUGUAAACUUUCAUUGUACGCAAAUGAGUCUGGUGAGUCGGUGAUGACUGAAAUAACAUGCCCUGUUCAUCAUGUUUUUUCUGUUUGGCAAUGAUGUAAUUUCUCCCAAAUCAAGGCCCUUGAUUUUUGUGUAUUUAUACUUGCAUACUCAAUCAAUUCAGAAGCAAAUUGUUGAAUAUGAUAUAAAAAGUAAAUAUCCUGAAGAAUACUCGACCAUAGAUAAUGUCGGAAAUGAAAAACUCUUAGCGUAGAAAUCCAGUUUCAUUGAGAACAAUCGCCUCCUCAUUUCUUAUCUAAUCUCCAAACAAGCUCAACUUAACCCUUUUAAUAGCACUCUUGUUAUUUAUCAUAAUUGUACGAGCUGGCAUGGGACAAUGAGGGCUGUACUUGAACCCAUGACCCUGAGAUAAAGUCUUCUGCCCCAGCCACUGUGGUGCAGAGAGACUGAUGACAAGUUAAGCCAUUUGCUAGAUUCCUUGAUGCUCAGCCUGAAUGCUUCUAGGAACAGUAAUGUCAAAACUGUGCACCCUCUAUGGAAAUAAAUUUUAUCAUCUUUUUCUUACAGGUUUUCUUAUGCCAUUGCUGGCAUCAACAUCACAUCAUUGGCUCUUCAGUUUUUGAACGAAGGAAUCCUUAGAAGUCACUUUUACAACUGCAGACAAGGCCAGCCAACUGUGGUUGACUUUCACCAGGUUUAUUGUGAGUAUAAUGUUCACUCUUUUAUUUUAAAUUUUGUUGGAAUUAUUUAGACUGUCAGCCAGGUUAUCCUUUGGUGUUGGGAGCGAAUUUAUUGUUAUCAUGAAGUUUAUGGUCCAAACAUCUGACCAUUUUAAUAAACUUUUUAAGUACAAUGUUAUGUUUUCAACGUUACUACUCGGCUCUGUCCCUGAAAUUGAAAUUGUUACCACUCAAGGAUCACAUAUAAAGGUAAAAGUAGUUUAGUGUACUANAAGGGGUUUUGGGAAAGAAGGCGGAAAAUAAGCGGCUGAACCCAGGGGCGGAUCUAGGGGGAGGGUGCAGGGGGUGCGCCCCCCCCCCCACAUCCCUGAGAUGACCUGCGGUUUUCUAAUACAACUGGUAUUCUGCAAAAAAAAAAAACUAUGUGGUUUAAUGCCUGGACCCGUGACUGUUUUCAGUUUUUUAAGGCACUCAACCAACCCAGCUAGUAACCGCCCUCAAUUGAAAUGGAAAAACCAACUUUCAAACUAACUUUUCAUCUUUCCCCUCCUAGAUCCUACUCAACCUUGAGAACCCUUCUACUUUAAAAGAUAACUGUGUAUUUUUUUGACUUUGACUAGCCUUCAAUUUAACCUCUAAACAAGCUCUUAGUAACUGUCAUAACCCUACUAUGUUGUCUUGUUCUAGGUUAUCUAUUUUUUGAGUUCAGUACGUUCUGGAUCAGUGAAGAGCCCGAGAGUGUUAUGGAGUUUAACAGAGUAAGAGACAAGUUUGCAGACAAGGUCACAGAACUUCUCAAGGACUCAAAUACCACGCUGGAAUUAAAGUUCAAGUCUUCAAGUGAUGAUACUUCCCUACUGUCAGUGUCUUCGUUAGAUAGGGAGACAAGUCUUUAAAAGUCGUGAAAGAAUGUGAUUUGUUGCAUUUAUUUAUAUGUAAUAUGUAACGCCCACUUUUAAAUAUUUGAUAUUUGAAUUUUUGUUAGAAAAUGAAAGAGGUGCUAUGAAAUACAAGACAUUGAGUGUUUCUUUUAGUUUUUCAAAAUUAAUUUUUUAUCAUGUCAGUUAAAAUAGUGAGUUUUUGAGAUUAGAUGUAUAAGAAAGUAUACAAAAAUGGUUGUAGUAGAAAAUGUAAAAUUAUUCAUGGUGUUCAUAAAAAGUAACUUCCAGCAUCAGAAUCAUUGCAAGCAAGAUGCCAUCACAAAGGUUUUUUCUUCUACACCAAAAUGUAUGAUUGUUC
Molecule: messenger RNA, 7503 nt
Organism: Porites evermanni
Lineage: Eukaryota; Metazoa; Cnidaria; Anthozoa; Scleractinia; Poritidae
Source: the annotation of a GenBank genome assembly